Molecule: messenger RNA, 114 nt
Organism: Echinococcus granulosus
Lineage: Eukaryota; Metazoa; Platyhelminthes; Cestoda; Cyclophyllidea; Taeniidae
Exons: 2
Coding region: 1-114 (37 amino acids)
Source: RefSeq, a predicted model, not a curated record
AUGAAUCUACUUCAUCAAAAUCCAGGAUUUUUAGCUUCCACCACUCCGACAUCAUUUGAUGUUAAGAAGGUUCUGUCUUUUACCGCUCUAAGCAGAGCCUAUAUGACCUUCUGA